AUGGGCAGCGGGGGGCACUAUGAUAUCCUGAUUCCCUUAAAAGACCGUCCCUCCGCAGGGUAUCCAACGGACACCAAUGAAAUCUAUCAAGAAGCAACACCGUCGGAUGGACCAGUGGCACCUCGCCGAGUCAGUGUUGACUCCAACGGCAGUAUACGCAUCAAGGAAAAUGGACAGGACCGAUCAAAGCCAGAGCGUCGAAAAAUCUUUGUACGGCGGGGCCGGUCGACCGCUGUUCGUUAUUUCCUUCAAUUCCAUAUGAUUCCACUCGCAGCCGCAAUAACGCUCAUCAUCCUGAACAUCCAAACACGGUUCCUUGGGCCCGAUAGCCAAUGGUCAAAUUUACUCCAAUUCAUCGCCAAGUUCCACGAAAUCCUGAUGCAGAUCUCGAUCGCGACGGCGAUGGGCGCCUACCAACAAUACCUGCUCACUCAACCCACCUCUGGGGUGCCGUUCGGAGCUAUUUUCUCUGCAUAUCACACCACGCAAGUAGGCUAUUUAUGGUCACCUGAAUUCCGUGCCAGUUUAACGACUGCUGGGUUCCCACUGCUUCUAAAGAUAGGGUUUGUAGUUUUUGUGCCUGCGAGCAUCUUACUUGCUGCUGCUGUCGGGCCUGCGAGUGCGAUUGCACUAUUGCCCAGACCCGUCAAUUUCACCAUACCCGACUACCAAUUAGCAUUGGAUCACACAUACAGUGAUAUCUUUCCGACGGCAUUUAUCCAGUCUGGCUCGCAUUUAGAAGAUGGAAUUUUUAAACAAAACGAACAAUCCCCUGCCAUCGGUUGGGAAUAUCUUAGAGGUCUUCCAAGCGUGGGAGAAGACCAGCCCACAUUGGUCGGGACGCAGGAAGUGAAUAAGGAUUUGGGAAAUGGAUACGGAAAGUCUGUCGAGGAGAUGCCACCACUAUACCCACUCGACCUUUUGACUGUUGUUCCGCGUACUCUCUCAGUCUUUGACAAAUUCGCAAGAACUUUAUACAUGCAAUAUGCCCCCAACGGCACAGUGGCUACGGUGCAGCAGGUCCCGGUUGCAGCAGGCCUCUCCAGGGCUGUCAUUAGCUCCCUUGCAGGAGUGAAAAAUGCAGCUACUACUGGUGAGGCAAGCAUCCGAAUCGCACAUCCGCUUGUGAGCACCAUUUGCGUGCUGAAUGCGAUUAUGGAUGAAAAUGACAACCGCUCCAUUCAAUUCCCUGUAACUUAUCUUGCUACAAAUGCCUCGGGAGUUGAAACCGCACCUUACACUAAUAUCACCCGACGACAGCUCUGGGACCAAGUGCAGAAUCAAGGGCAGGGGCAAGUCAUCUGGGUCGAUGAUGCUCCUUUCUCGACGGAACGAACGCUAGGCGCCAUCGUUGUACAGCCGGAUCUCUGCGACAAUGGUCAAAAAUAUAUCAGUAUGUCCGCAUGUGCAGUAAGCGGGCAGUGGGCCAACAUAACCUCUCGGAUAGUGGUUGCAACAAACGCGUCAGCCACGAUGUUCGACUACCGAGUGGAAAGCCUUCUCCCUCGCGAUUUUCUCAACGCUCUCCCAGCAUGGCCGCUACAUGCGGUCUCCAUAUCGAAAAGUUGGGCGAACAGCAUUACGACCCAAAUCGGUAAUCUGAAUCGAACGGUGGCGGACAAUCUCCUACGGUCUCUCUUAUUGACUGACAACGUGUGCCCGGUAAACGGUAGCUACCCGCUGUACUUAUCAGCGUCACGGCCUAUGAUGCACGAAUCCAUCGUCUCAUCUUUAGUGGCAAAUGGCAUGUCUCACGCAGCAGGUCCCUUCAAAAUGUCAGCACAAAAUCUCCACGACGGCAAUUUCCGAUGGAUAACCCCAAGUGGAGACCUGGUGAAACCCCCCGGUAUGAUCCUGACGUUCCAGUCUCAUGUCCUGGGUUUUGCAUGGAAUAUGGAUGGGACAGCGAUCAGAAUCGCUAUUCCGAUCCUUAUUUUGUACUGUCUAUACGCAACUAUCUAUGUUGCGUACACGUUCAUCACAGGACAUAGCUCGCAUGCUUGGGACACGAUAUCAAGCCUUACAGCUUUGGCGUUCAAUUCAAGGCCCACCAAGGUACUGGAGAACACAAGUGUGCGCAUUUCACAGGCAGAAACCUUCCGAAAUCUAGUCAGCGUUCAGGAAGUGGGGGCGGACAAGCGGUUGGAGCUGGUCUUUCAACAGGAUAACCAGGAUCGAGGGCCAGUGCGGCGGGUUAAGCCUGGUAAAUCAUAUUCAUAG
Molecule: messenger RNA, 2220 nt
Organism: Aspergillus udagawae
Lineage: Eukaryota; Fungi; Ascomycota; Eurotiomycetes; Eurotiales; Aspergillaceae
Exons: 3
Coding region: 1-2220 (739 amino acids)
Source: RefSeq, a predicted model, not a curated record